GUGCAAAGUUGUUAAAAAAUGUUUAAAUUUAUUUUAAUUAAAUUAGUGGUUUCAAUUUUACUAUUUACAUCUUUAAAUGUUGUUUGUGGCGAUCAUGUUUUCUUGAGAGCUUUUAGAAAUUUGCAUCGUGAUCCCGGUCCACGAGGUUCUACUCGUGCUCAUGUGGAAACCAAAUGGAUAGAACAAAAAUUGGAUCAUUUUAAUGAGAAUGAUAAUAGAACGUGGCAAAUGCGUUAUAUGGCCAAUGAUGAAUUCUAUCAAGAAGGUGGCCCCUUAUUUAUACACGUUGGUGGAGAAUGGACUAUAUCACCGGGUUCCAUUAGUAGUGGUCAUAUGUAUGAUAUGGCUAAAGAAAAUAAUGCCUAUUUAUUCUAUACAGAACAUCGUUAUUAUGGUAAAAGUAGACCCGUAAGUGAUCUAUCUAAUGAGAACAUGAAAUAUUUGCAUGUUCGUCAGGCUUUGGCCGAUUUGGCUCAUUUUAUACGGACCAUGAAAACCACCAUACCGGGCAUGGAAAAUUCUAAAGUCAUAUUAAGUGGUGGCUCAUAUUCGGCUACCAUGGUGACAUGGUUUAAGAAAUUAUAUCCUGAUUUGGCUACAGGAUGUUGGGCCUCAUCGGCACCUCUGUUUGCCAAGGUAGAUUUUGUGGAAUAUAAAGAAGUUACUGGUGAGUCCAUACGUUUAGUGGGCGGUGAUUCCUGUUACAAUCGUAUAUUAAAUGCUAUACAACAACUGGAGAAAAUGUUAACCGAAAAUAGAUCGGCCGAUUUGAGGAGUUCUUUAAAUAUCUGCGACAGCUUUGAUGAUAGCAAUGAAUUAGAUGUUUGGGUAUUAUUUUCCACUAUUUCGGAUAUAUUUGCGGGUAUAGUGCAAAAUCAUCAUGGCAAUACCAUACAAAAUGCCUGCAAUAAAAUCAUGGAAGGCGAAGAUGACUUAAAAGGUUUUACCAAUUUUAUGUUGCGUUAUUUUGAUAAUAAAAAUUGUACCGAUAUUACCUAUAAAACCUCGGUGGAAGAUAUUAAAUAUACCAAGUUUGGCAAUGGCAUGAUACGUCAAUGGUUUUAUCAAACCUGCAAUGAAUAUGGUUGGUAUCAGACCUCUGCCUCUAUGCAACAACCGUUUGGUACCAAAUUCCCUGCUAAAUUAUAUACAACUCUGUGUCAAGAUGCUUAUGGCGAAGAAUUUACGGAGGAAUAUAUAGAAAAUCAAGUUAAAAAAACGAAUGAAUUUUUUGGAGGUCUACAACUUGAAGUUGAAAAUGUCUAUAUGACUCAUGGUCAAUUGGAUCCUUGGCGGGCAAUGGGUAUUCAAGAAGAGGGCAAAGCUACCAUUAUACCUAUGCGUGCUCAUUGCAAAGAUUUUGGUUCCAUUACGGACAAGGAUAAUGAAGAGCUGAAAGCUUCGAAAAUAAAACUUAAGGAAUUAGUUAAAGAGUGGCUAAAGGAAUAAAGAAAUUAAAAAGGAAAUUAAUUUUUUAAAAUUUUCAUAAAAUAAAACAAAUAUUAA
Lucilia cuprina (Australian sheep blowfly) is the source of this 1506-nucleotide messenger RNA. Its product is annotated as putative serine protease K12H4.7. Gene Ontology annotation, biological process: proteolysis. The record is from RefSeq and is a predicted model, not a curated record. The transcript has 7 exons. Bases 19 to 1449 code for a protein of 476 amino acids. Lineage: Eukaryota; Metazoa; Arthropoda; Insecta; Diptera; Calliphoridae. Gene Ontology annotation, molecular function: dipeptidyl-peptidase activity; serine-type exopeptidase activity.